Molecule: messenger RNA, 736 nt
Organism: Epinephelus moara (kelp grouper)
Lineage: Eukaryota; Metazoa; Chordata; Actinopteri; Perciformes; Serranidae
Gene: selenok
Product: selenoprotein K
Exons: 5
Biological process (GO): calcium ion transport; endoplasmic reticulum calcium ion homeostasis
Cellular component (GO): endoplasmic reticulum membrane; Golgi apparatus
Source: RefSeq, a predicted model, not a curated record
UUUGAGAAUGACGCAACAACGAACCCGGAAGUGCAUUUCCUGUAGUAAACACACAGCUGUGGUAGCUGUGUUGUUACUUUCAGAAAGAUGGUGUACGUGUCCAACGGUCAGGUCCUGGACAGCAGGUCCCAGUCACCAUGGAGACUGUCCUUACUGGUCGAUCUGUUCUGGGGAGCAGUGGAGUUCAUCGGCCUGUUUUUUAAGACAUUGAUUCACCCUGACAUGACAAAAGAUGGAAACUCUGCCACGUCACGCUUCACUGAUAACAGAGGUCCUCCAGGUCCCCCUGGUGGCAGAAGACGGAUUGGAAGAAUAAACCACGGUGCAGGUCCCACCCCUCCACCAAUGGGUGGAGGAGGAUGAGGAAGGUAAAUGCCUACACAUCCAGUGUAGGCGUGGGGCUUGGCACGGUGUCUGUUUGCUGAGAGCAUAAAGAACAAUGGUGAUGUCACAGUGCUGAAGCCCCUCUUCAUCAGCUGCUGCUGCCAUGAGCAGUUUCUUGACGCCUUUCUGGGAAUUCCUACACGUAGGGGCCAGAAUGGCUGAUGCAGCAGCUAUCCACAUAGUUUUCUCCCUUUUCGUGCUUCUUCCUUUUUCCUUCCACUUUCUUUUCACACCAGUCUCACAGAGAUGCGUGUCACUGACAUUUUGGUUAUGAUUAUUGGUCCUGGAAAACAUGAAGUUAGAUUGUUUUGUAUCCUUCUGACUGAAUAAAAAUGUGCGAUGUUACAACUGA